CUCGUAUAGAUCCAAAUCAAAUUCCCUCGCCUGUUGUAGUUCAAGAACAAGAUCAAAAUCUUUUUGAAGAACAACCAUAUAUGACUUGCUCAAAAUUAGCAACACCACUUGCAAGAAAUUCUAAUCCAAGAUUUAUGAGAUUAACAUUAUAUUCUAUACCAAACAAUGAAGAUCUUCUUCAAACUUCUCAUUUACCUCUUGCUAUUAUUUUACAACCUUUGGCUAAAUUAAGAAAUGAUGAGGCCCCAAUUGAAGUAGUUGAUUUUCAAGAGAAUGGACCAGUUCGUUGUAGAAGAUGCAAGGCAUAUAUAAAUCCUUUUGUAAUUUUUGUUGAAGGCGGUCAAAAAUUUAUAUGUAAUAUGUGUCAAUUUGCAAAUGAAGUUCCAGUAGAGUAUUUUUGUAAUUUAGAUAUGAGCGGAAGAAGAGCUGAUUUAGAACAAAGACCUGAAUUAAAGCAUGGGACAGUAGAAUUUUCUGCACCGAAGGAAUACUGGGCACGAACACCAACUCCUCUAUCGUGUAUAUUUGCUAUCGAUGUUUCUUGGAAUUCAAUUAAAAGUGGAAUGUUAAAAAAAUGUGUAGAAACAAUUCGAGAUAUUUUAUAUAAUACGCCGAAUAGUAUUCCAGCAGGAGGUAGAAUAGCUCAAAUGUUGGUUGUCUCGGAUAUCAAUGAUAUUUUUGUGCCAAUAAAUUCUGGGCUAUUGGUUGAUCCAUAUGAAUCAAGAACUGUGAUAGAAUUCCUUUUAGAAUCAUUACCGUCAAUGUUUAUUGAAAACAAGACUAUUGAACCUGUUUUAGGAGCAGUUGUAAAAGCAGCACAUAUGGCACUGCAUCGUGAAGAUACAAAAUUGUAUAAUACCGAUAAGGAAAAAACUUUAUAUGCUCCUCAAGAUACAUAUUAUAAAACACAAGCUAUAAAUUGUGUAGACUCUGGUAUUUGUAUUGAUUUAUUUUUAUUUCCAAACACUUAUAUUGACGUUGCAACUAUUGGAUUGUUAUCUUGUUUGACCGGUGGUGAAAUUUACCUUUACCCUAAUUUCGAUGCCCAACUUGACGGCGAGAAAUUUUCGCGUGAAUUAAAACAUAAUGUUUUAAGAGAAUCUGGAUAUAAUGCGCUUAUGAGAAUUAGGUGUUCUAAUGGUCUUAAGGUUUCGGAUCAUUUUGGAAACUUUAACAUGCGAAAUACUACAGAUGUUGAACUUGCUGGGAUUGAUAGUGAUAAAGCAUUUGGCGUUGCACUUAAACAUGAUGGGAAACUCGAUGAAAAAACUGAUGCAUACAUUCAAUGUGCACUUUUAUAUACAACAUCCACCGGUCAACGAAGGGUAAGAGCACACAAUUUAAGUAUUACAGUUACGACUUUGUUGGGCAAUGUUUUCAGAAAUGCAGAAAUGGAUACUACUAUUCGUGAUCAAAUAACCGACAAAUGUGUAAAGAUAUUACUAUCAUAUCGAAAACAUUGUGCAAAUGCAAAUGCACCCGGGCAAUUGAUUUUACCAGAAGCCUUCAAACUAUUUCCAUUAUAUUCCUUGGCAAUGCUAAAGUCUAAAGCUCUCCGUGGAGGUGCCAAUAUUGCAAGUGAUGUGCGAGUAUAUUUUAUGCGAUUUAUAAAAAGUGCCAGUGUAUCCGAAAGUAUUGUCCUUUUUUAUCCACGACUUUUUGCUGUUCAUAAUCUUUCGGAAGAGAUUGGAUACCCAGAUCAAUAUGGUAGAAUUAAAUUACCACCACUAUUAAGAACUUCUUUUUCAAGAGUUGAUCAAGAUGGUGCAUAUUUGUUAGAAAACGGUCAAACAAUGAUACUUUGGAUAGGACGACAAAUUUCCUCAGAAUUUUUGCUCGAUGUGUUUGGAGUCAGUUCAAUUGAAAAUGUUGACCCCAAACUUACUUUUCUACCUGAAUUUGAAAAUAAAACUUCAACACAAGUCCGUUCAAUUAUAUCGUAUCUUCAAUCACAAAGAUCCAAAUUUUUGAGGCUUACGAUUGCAAGAAUGCAAUUGGAUCUCGCGGAAAUGGAAUUUAAUAGUUUACUUGUAGAAGAUGAAAAUAAUGGUGCUAUGUCAUAUGUUGAUUAUCUAUGCCAUAUUCACAGACAAAUUCAAACUGAAGCUAGUAUGGGUGAUUAA
Messenger RNA from Entrophospora candida, 2123 nucleotides. The record is from the annotation of a GenBank genome assembly. Lineage: Eukaryota; Fungi; Glomeromycota; Glomeromycetes; Entrophosporales; Entrophosporaceae.